CGCCAAGUUUGCGACCUGCGAGUUGGCGUGGUUUCUCGUUUCCCGGCUUAGCCACUCGGUUCUCUGCGAGCUACGCGUCCGCGCAGCCUUCGGCGCAGCCACCCACGAGCACUCGGGCUGGAGGACGCCCAUCAGGGUGGCGCAGACUGGGGCCGGGCCGGCCGCCUCCCGAAGAUGCAGGAUGGCAGCAGAGCCGCGGUCCAGCCUCACCUACCGCACCACAGGCUCCACCUGUCUGCACCCGCUUAGCGAACUCCUGGGCAUCCCGCUGGACCAGGUGAAUUUUGUGGCCUGCCAGCUGUUUGCUUUGUUUGCUGCUUUCUGGUUUCGCCUCUACUUAAGUCCUGGUAAAACUAGUCCUGAUGUCCGGCAUGCGUUUGCCACCAUUUUUGGCAUCUAUUUUGUCAUCUUUUGUUUUGGUUGGUACUCCAUACACCUUUUUGUGCUGGUGUUAAUAUGCUAUGGAAUUAUGGUCACUGCAAGCAUACCCAAUAUUCACAGAUACACCUUUUUUGUAGCAAUGGGAUACCUUACAAUAUGCCACAUUAGCCGAAUAUACAUAUUCCACUAUGGAAUUCUCGCUACAGAUUUUUCCGGGCCUCUGAUGAUUGUCACUCAGAAGAUCACAGCCUUGGCCUUCCAAAUCCAUGAUGGGUUGGGCAAAAGACCUGAAGACCUCUCUGCUGAGCAACAUAGACUUGCUGUAAAAGUGAAACCCUCUUUUUUGGAAUACUUAAGCUACCUUCUCAAUUUCAUGAGUGUCAUAGCUGGCCCUUGCAACAAUUUCAAGGACUACGUAGCCUUCAUUGAGGGGAGACAUAUGCACAUGAAGUUGUUGGAAGUGAACUGGAAGCAAAGAGGGUUCCACAGCCUGCCACGUCCUUCUCCCACUGGAGCUGUGAUUCACAAGUUGUGCAUCACCUUGGUGUCUCUCCUUUUGUUUCUGACGCUCACGAAGACCUUCCCUGUUACCUGCCUUGUUGACGACUGGUUUGUCCAUAAAGCAAACUUUCUGACCCGACUCUGCUACCUAUACAUUGUCAUGCAAGCCUCAAAGCCCAAGUAUUACUUUGCGUGGACAUUAGCUGAUGCAGUGAAUAAUGCAGCUGGCUUUGGGUUCAGCGGAGUGGAUAAGAAUGGAAAUUUCUGUUGGGAUCUACUUUCUAACCUAAACAUCUGGAAGAUUGAGACUGCCACAAAUUUCAAAAUGUACGUAGAAAACUGGAAUAUUCAGACAGCUACUUGGCUAAAGUGUGUGUGCUAUGAGCGGGCUCCCUGGUAUCCCACCGUGCUAACCUUCAUCCUGUCUGCCUUGUGGCAUGGUGUCUACCCUGGAUACUAUUUUACGUUCUUAACUGGAAUCCUUGUCACACUAGCAGCCAGAGCGGUGAGGAACAACUACAGACAGUACUUCCUUUCUUCAAAAGCUCUCAAGGUUGUUUAUGACGUAGUCACCUGGGCUGUCACUCAGCUGGCUGUCUCUUACACGGCUGCACCCUUUGUGAUGCUGGCAGUCGAACCAACCAUCAGUUUGUACAAGUCAAUGUACUUUUAUUUACACAUUAUAAGUCUCCUGAUAAUACUAUCUCUGCCAAUCAAACCACAAGCUAAUACUCAAAGACAGCCUCAGAUCCUGAACUCUGUUAAUAAGAAAAAAACAGAUUGAUACCUCCGAGAAAAGCUGGACAAGUAAAACUGUAAAACAUUCGAAAGAUAAGAGGACUUGAGGAUUUUCCAGUGGCUUAGAGGCAAUGUUUACGUGGCUUUUUUUUUUUUUUUUAAGUGCAGGGAGUAUUUUUACAAAGAUGUUUUGGCUAUUUAAGUUAGCCAUAUCCAGUUGAUUUGUUUUAGUAUCUUAUAGGACAUCUGAAUGGUGUGGAGGUGUGUAAAGAAUGGGCCAGAGCUGGAGAGACAGACCAUUCUGGGAUGCUGGAUCUUUGCUUCUGGGGGCUUUCUGAUGUCCAGCUACAGAAAUCUGGGUGCUGGGAACCCAGGCAUUGGUUCCAGAAGUUAGAAAGAGAUUGCUAAGAAGCCUUGUCACAAGGUUCUUAAACCAGAACCAUACCCAGACAGGGCUGUUCCUUGGGAAGUCCCAGAUCCUUUAAAAUUUGACAUUACUGGUUUGCAGACACAAGAAGUCCACUCAGAAGACGGUGGAGGACGCGAAUCGUGGAGAGAGAUUUCAGGGCACGGGAGGCUCUACAAACCGGGAGAGCUCAAUGUGAACACUUGAAUUGGACCAAAAAUCAGGCAUGCCUAAAGUAGGCUGGUUUUUUCCCAGGAACGUAACCCUUUCCUUUUUUUCUUCUGAACUGAGCCAAGAUUGGAAAUCAGAGAGUCUCCUAUACAACAGGAGUCUAGGAGUGGCUACUGUUUUCCUGAUGUUUUCCAUUUCAAAUGCGCCAUCUGCUUGCCCAGGGACGGCCCCUGAGAAGACACCCCAAUGUUCCUGCCAUUAAGUGCAGCAGAAUAUCUUUUAAAGAAAUAAUUUCAUAAAAGGUAAUUAAAGUUAUAUAGAAGUUUGGUAAGAAGAAGCAGAUCUCACUCUCUUUUCCGCUCAUUUCAUAGACGUGUUGAUGAUCGUGGCCAUGAUGUACACGUGGACUGGUUUUCAUUUUCCAGGGUCAUAGCUGAUGAAAUCCAACUUUGUUUUAGUUGAGUCAUUGUCUUAGAAAGCAGAAAUUGAAAAACAGUUUUCUUUUCUAUCUUUGCUGUGAAUGUGCUGUGGCUCUUUCUGGGGACUCUAUUGGGCAAUAAUCUAUGUGGGAGAAGGAAAAAUGGAUUAAAUUGUGUGGAAAAUAAUAAUCAUAAAAUGUAAGCAACUAUGGUUGCCCUCAGUCAGAUGGUUUGCAAGGAGAGAAUUUGUUUAAAUCAGAUGGUAAAAAAUGAAUUUCUUACUGAAUAGUGUGUUUCUCUAUAAAAGAAAUACUUCUGAACACAACUGCUUUCUGUUUGUGUUGAUAGAGACUCGAUGUUCUGAAACGUGUAUAUGUUUUAACAGUUGUGCACACACUUAAAGUUUUACUUGCCUAAAAUGUGAGCAUUAUAGCAUACUUAAAUUUUACUAUAUGUCAGGCACGUGGAUGGAUUUGUGUGUGUGUGUGGUAAAAAUAUGUGUAACAAACCAUUUGCCAAUUCAACAAUUUUUACAUUUAUAAACCAGUGACAUUGAUUGCAUUCAUCAUGUUGUGCUACCGUCACCACUGUCAUUUUGCAAAUUGUUCCACCACCAUUAACAGAAACUCAGUGCCCCUAAGCAGUGAUUCCUCCUUUUUCCCUCCCUCCCAC
Molecule: messenger RNA, 3288 nt
Organism: Trichechus manatus latirostris (Florida manatee)
Lineage: Eukaryota; Metazoa; Chordata; Mammalia; Sirenia; Trichechidae
Gene: MBOAT1
Product: membrane bound O-acyltransferase domain containing 1
Exons: 13
Coding region: 182-1666 (494 amino acids)
Biological process (GO): lipid modification
Cellular component (GO): membrane
Molecular function (GO): acyltransferase activity
Source: RefSeq, a predicted model, not a curated record